Messenger RNA from Lynx canadensis (Canada lynx), 2116 nucleotides. RefSeq names its product mex-3 RNA binding family member B (gene MEX3B). Bases 345 to 2069 code for a protein of 574 amino acids. The record is from RefSeq and is a predicted model, not a curated record. Gene Ontology annotation, molecular function: RNA binding. The transcript is spliced from 2 exons. NCBI's taxonomy places the organism in Eukaryota, Metazoa, Chordata, Mammalia, Carnivora, Felidae.
UUAAAGAAACGCUGCUGUCGCUCGCCUGCUCGCUCCUCGCUCGGCAUUGUGGCCAGCCAGCCGGGCACUCGGGGGGUACGCGCGGCCGCCGCUCGAGCUUUGCCCCCACCCCACCCGCCGGCAGAUCUGGGGUGGGGACCCAGGCGGGGGCUCCUGCAGCCACUGCCCGGCGCGGACCGCACCGAGCGCCCCACUCCUCCCGGCGCCGAGAAAGGAGCAACGGAGCCCUCUGCAGCCGGCCGGCCUCCCCGCCCCUGACCACUCGCUUCCCGGCUGCCUUUGUGGCCGCAGCUUCUCGCCGCCGAGCCGAGGGCCGGCGGGGGCGCGGCGCGCACGGCCGAGCGAUGCCCAGCUCCCUGUUUGCAGAGCUGGAGCGCAACGGCAGCGGCGGCGGAGGGGGAGGCGGCGGCGGCGGCGGCGGCGGCGGCGGCGGCGGGGGAGAGACCCUGGAUGACCAAAGAGCCCUGCAGCUCGCGCUCGAUCAGCUCUCCCUGCUGGGGCUGGACAGUGACGAGGGCGCCUCUCUGUACGACAGUGAGCCGCGCAAGAAGAGCGUGAACAUGACCGAGUGCGUGCCGGUGCCCAGUUCCGAGCACGUCGCCGAGAUCGUGGGGCGGCAAGGUUGUAAAAUCAAAGCGCUGCGGGCGAAGACCAAUACUUACAUCAAGACCCCGGUUCGCGGGGAGGAGCCUGUCUUUGUUGUGACGGGCAGGAAGGAGGAUGUGGCCAUGGCUCGGAGGGAGAUCAUCUCUGCCGCGGAGCACUUCUCCAUGAUCCGCGCCUCGCGGAAUAAGAACACGGCGCUCAACGGCGCAGUGCCCGGGCCGCCCAACCUGCCUGGACAGACCACCAUCCAGGUGCGGGUGCCCUAUCGCGUGGUGGGGCUCGUGGUGGGGCCCAAGGGCGCCACGAUCAAGCGCAUCCAGCAGCAGACGCACACGUACAUCGUGACGCCCAGCCGAGACAAGGAGCCGGUGUUCGAGGUGACCGGCAUGCCUGAGAACGUGGACCGAGCUCGCGAGGAGAUCGAGGCGCACAUCGCCCUGCGCACGGGCGGUAUCAUUGAGCUCACGGAUGAGAACGACUUCCACGCCAACGGCACGGAUGUGGGCUUUGAUCUGCAUCACGGGUCCGGCGGGUCCGGCCCGGGCAGCCUCUGGAGCAAGCCCACCCCCAGCAUCACGCCCACCCCCGGCCGCAAGCCCUUCUCUAGCUACCGCAACGACAGCUCCAGCUCGCUCGGCAGCGCCUCCACAGACUCUUACUUCGGCGGGGGGACCGGCGGCAGCACAGCCGCCACCCCGCGCCUGGCGGACUACAGCCCCCCCAGCCCCGCGCUCACCUUCGCCCAUAACGGGAACAACAACAACGGCAACGGAUACACCUACGCGGCGGGGGAAGCUUCCGUGCCUUCCCCCGACGGCUGUCCCGAGCUACCGCCCACCUUCGACCCGGCCCCCGCCCCCCCGCCUGGGGCGCCCCUGCUCUGGGCUCAGUUCGAGCGGUCCCCGGGGGGCGGGCCUGCGGCGCCCGUCGCCUCUUCCUGCUCUUCCUCCGCGUCUUCUUCCGCUUCGUCCUCCUCGGUGGUCUUUCCCGGGGGCGGCGCCAGCGCGCCCUCCAAUGCCAACCUGGGGCUGCUGGUGCACCGCCGGCUGCACCCGGGCACCAGCUGCCCGCGCCUGUCCCCGCCCUUGCACAUGGCGCCGGGGACGGGCGAGCACCACCUGGCGCGCCGGGUGCGCAGCGACCCGGGCGGAGGGGGCCUGACCUACGCCGCCUAUGCCAACGGGCUGGGGGCGCAGCUGCCGGGCCUGCAGCCGUCGGACACCUCCGGCUCGUCGUCGUCGUCCAGCUCCUCCUCCAGCUCCUCCUCCUCGUCGUCGGGGCUGCGGCGGAAGGGCAGCCGCGACUGCUCCGUGUGCUUCGAGAGCGAGGUGAUCGCCGCGCUCGUGCCCUGCGGCCACAACCUCUUCUGCAUGGAGUGCGCCAACCGCAUCUGCGAGAAGAGCGAGCCCGAGUGCCCGGUCUGCCACACCGCGGUCACUCAGGCCAUCCGCAUCUUCUCCUGAAGGCGGCGCGCGCCUGCGCGCACCCCGCGGGGAGGGGGUGGGGGGGA